Anopheles gambiae (African malaria mosquito) is the source of this 2095-nucleotide messenger RNA. RefSeq lists its product as uncharacterized. The record is from RefSeq and is a predicted model, not a curated record. The coding region runs from base 40 to 894 and encodes 284 amino acids. The transcript has 4 exons. Gene Ontology annotation, biological process: sensory perception of taste. Gene Ontology annotation, cellular component: membrane. Lineage: Eukaryota; Metazoa; Arthropoda; Insecta; Diptera; Culicidae.
CUUUGUAGAAAGUAAUAACUCACUUCAACUCCAAAAACAAUGCUAAACGACAAAGUAGUGAACGGUUUGCUGCUAUUCAGCACAACAAUUGCCACCCUGCUCGGCUACCUGACGAUCACGUACGAUCGGAAGCGGCAAGAGCUGCGCGUCUCGACCGUCCUGGUAGUGUACAGCAUCGUGCUAGCGAUCCUUUGCACCUUCACCUACCAGAGCGCCCAAUUCCUGUCGAGCGAUAUGCGCUACCGGAACGGCAUCAAAGAAUCCGCCGUCAACAAGGCGAUCGGUGCCAUCCAGGGCCAGGUCGUGCUGCAAACCUUUCUCUCAGCGGUGGUGCGGCGCUACCAUAAGCGCUACGAAAUUGCGCAGCUGAUGCGCGAUCUGUUUCAGCUGAAGCGGGAGCUAUUUAGCGCGACCGAGCUGUCGCAGCGCUGGAUCAAGGGGCACAUUUUGCGCAAGAUCACCAUCAGCCAGCUGAUCGUAACGAGCUCGUUCGUGCUGGCCGUGCUGGCGGUGCUCGACGCGGGUGAGGAGACCGCAAUUGGCAGCGAGCUGCUGUCGCUGUGCAUCUUUUACUAUCCCAAGCUGACCAUCAUCUGUUCGGUGUCGUUGUACUACGCCGUGAUGCUGUUCCAGCAAAACCUGCACUACGCGCUGAACGAGCGCUUGAAGCAGCUGAUAGUGGAGCAUACCGGCGGGUUGGUCGAUAGAGCGCGCGGAUACGCACGGCUGCAGCAUGCGGUGUACGUGCGGAGCAAGCUCAACUAUCUGGCCGAUGCACGCUGCCGGAUCGUGGCGUGCUGCACGGAAACGCACAACCUUUACCAGCAAAUGCUGCUGUCGUGCAGCUUUCUCUGCAUGACGUUCAUCGUCACGCAGGUAAUGGGACAGUUUUAACACGCACGAGUAAUACUGUGGGGGUUCGUCGCUUACUGAUUGUGGUGUUCGUUUUUUUUGCGCAAAGUUGUACCAUUUUUUCGAGCUACUGUACCUACACUAUCGGACGCGGAGUGAGCUGUCUUUUGCCGCCCUCGGACACGAAACGUUCACCUGCCUGUUGUGCUACUUUGAGGUGUACUGCAUUGCCGAGGCGUGCGAGUUGGUACGCGAGCAGUCACUAAAAACGCAAAAGCUGCUGCUACGUGUGAACCUCAGUCCGAUGGAUCAUAAACUUAAGCAAAGCAUCGAGGUGUUUGCUCUUCAAACGUUACACCAACCGAUUGAAUUCACCGCCUGCCGUAUGUUCACUUUGGAUUACACGGUGUUGUUUUCGAUUGCGGCCGCCGUCACGAACUAUCUCAUCAUUCUGAUCCAGUUUGAAAUGGCAAUAGAGCAAUAGUUUAGCUGUGCGUUGAGUGAGAUAUAUUUCUAAAAAUAGAGGAAAAUGUUCGUUUAAUAAUGUUUGCUUCAAUUACACAUCGGCGAUAGAGAUGACUACCUUUACCUGUUAAGAUACUGCUUCGGAGUUUCAUUGAAUUCGGACAAAGGACAACGCACACGCGCAUUCGAAAUAGAAUAUAGAUAUAUAUGUGUAUAUAUAUUUUUUGAAAUAAUAACAUUUCUCACGUGUUUGUUUGUUGGUUUUUUUUUUUAUCUUGCUCGACAAUUCUUGCUUAUUAUCAUGGACAACGGUCAGAGGGCUUUUUAAACAUACCGUGUGUUUGUGUGUGUAUGUGUGUUUCUGUGUGCCUUCUCCGUCAGCUUUAUAAAUGCUUUAAACUUGCUGACCCAACAAAACCGCGAAAGACGCGAAUAAAUGCGAUCAAGAAGGGCUAUAUAUGUGUGUAUUAUACCCGGCAGAAAGGCUCAUUCUACAGGAGAGGAAACAUCCUACACAAAGAGAAUCUCUAUAUCGAUGCGCUCAAGAUCGUGCAAGCAGUUUAGAAAACAGUGGUACAUGAUGAAGCUUGAAGCCCUAUUAUCCCUACUGCCGCAUUAGUCACAUUUUCUUGCCCUUGUUUUCGAUUAAUAUCACACGCACAUCCAUUAACACACGCGGCAUACAUCUACGAGAACACAGAUUGCAUCUGCCAUCGGCAAUACAUGGGAAGUAUGCGCUUUCGGUUGCUUCUUUUAGCUUGUUUGCCGUUUUUUUUUU